Messenger RNA from Apis mellifera (honey bee), 751 nucleotides. RefSeq lists its product as uncharacterized. The coding region runs from base 189 to 542 and encodes 117 amino acids. The record is from RefSeq and is a predicted model, not a curated record. The transcript is spliced from 4 exons. NCBI's taxonomy places the organism in Eukaryota, Metazoa, Arthropoda, Insecta, Hymenoptera, Apidae.
AUUACUAUUAUUAUUUUAUUGAAAUUAUUAAUUUAUUUUCUCUAUUUAUGAAAAUAAAUGAAAUACAUACAAUUUUCUUAGAUAAAAUAGAAAUAAAAAUUUUUACUGAAAUAAAAAAAGUAAAAAAUUUUAUAAGAGGAAUUAAAAAGUAUAUUGGGUCAUUGAACUAUUGUAUUUAACAUGCUACAAUGUUUAUGAUUUGGGGAGAUUGGAUCGCAGAUGGAGUGCAAUCUGUAGACAUGCGAAGUUUCCUUGAUUCUGUAGUUAUAACAAAUAAAAGUAUUGUAAGGAGAAUUCGCGUGUCUCCCUAUGAAAUAUAUAAAACGCAUUGGCGUAAUGAUCCCGAAAUACAAAAACAUUAUUGGGCAGCAUCUUUUCUUUUACCCAUUGGAACAAUUUUUAUUCUGGCUUUGAUAGUUCUUUUAAUGGUAUUGUUCAAAAGAUGUCCACAAAUGAUUGCCGCGAUUGUCACAUCAAUUCUUGGUGUGAUUAUUAUAUUUACAGUACUGGUAUCAAUUAAUCAUGCUCCAAUUUACGCUUGAUAUUUUCUAAUAUUUCUUCUUACAAAAUACAAAAUGUAAUAUUUUAUCUUUUCUAAUAUGUUCAAAAUUUUACAGACCAAGAUUAAUAUAAGGAUUACUGUGCCAUCAAUGCAAACAGUUACACAUGCAUGCACAUACUGAAUAUUUUUAUAUUCUGUAUAUUCUUAUAAUAGAAAAACAAAAUAUAUUAUCAAACAAUUUUCACAUAA